Molecule: messenger RNA, 1972 nt
Organism: Telopea speciosissima
Lineage: Eukaryota; Viridiplantae; Streptophyta; Magnoliopsida; Proteales; Proteaceae
Product: rust resistance kinase Lr10-like
Exons: 3
Coding region: 14-1936 (640 amino acids)
Biological process (GO): protein phosphorylation
Molecular function (GO): protein kinase activity; polysaccharide binding; ATP binding
Source: RefSeq, a predicted model, not a curated record
CAAGCAAGCAUAGAUGAGAGAAAUGUUGAUCUUCCGCUUUCUAUUCUUCUUCCUAUGGUUUCUUCAUCUUCUGCAACUUUCUGUAGGGCAGAAAGAUGACUGCAAGCCUUCUCAGUGUCAUGUGUAUGGACCUAGUAUAGAAUUCCCAUUCCGAAUAAAGGGCCAGCAGCCUAAGCACUGCGGACUCCCUGGGUUUGAGCUGACUUGCAAGGAUACAGACACCAUCAUACAACUUCCAUCUGUUGGGGAGUUUCUUGUUUAUCACAUCUCGUAUUCAACCCAUAGCAUAUCUGUUGGGAAACAUUGCCUUGCAGAAUUCGUCUUUGGGUUUGAUGCUGCUAAUAAUAAUAGCUCAUCAUCAUCAUCAUCUGCAUCUUCUUAUCCAUUCCAUUACUUCUGUAACACGAAGAAUUACUCGUUCUUUAGCUGCCCAACUCACUAUGCAUCCGAUUCUUUCGGCAUCUACGUAGUACCCUGUUUAAGCAAUGCUUUACAUACAGUUGUCUUCAUGGAUCCAUCUUUUGACCUGGCAUUGUUGCCAGAGUCUUGCAGCGUCAUGGCAACUGUUGCAGUUCCAAUCGUGCCAUUUCACUAUGCCUAUGGUUACCAAGGUUAUUACAGCAAUCCUGAAAAAGAUUAUUAUGGUGAAUACGAUGGUUCUGUAUGCAUUGGGGAUUAUAGGGAUCCUUCCUGGGUCUAUUAUGCGAGCUCCUUUUAUCCCAGAUACCUCCAAAAAGAUUUCAGUAGUUUGAGUUUGAAAUGGGAAGUACCAGGGUGUAACUGCAGCAAGGUAGGAGAGAGAUGCAGAUUCAAGAACAAAACCACUCAGGAGCUGGGAUGUAAAUUGGUAAAAGAUGUUGCCAUAGGAGGAGUAAGCAUUGCCUUGUUGGUUCUCAUAGCAGCAAUAGGUGUCUCUAUCAAGGUCUACAAGUCACGAAAUUUGGCUAACAAGAAAGCAAGACAAGAUCAACUCAAGGUUGAGAAAUUCCUGGAGGAUUACAAGUCUCUCAAACCCACCAGACACUCUUAUUCUGAGAUUAAGGAGAUGACUAUUCAAUAUAAAUGCAAAUUAGGACAAGGAGGCUAUGGCAGUGUGUUCAAAGGAGAGCUCUCAGAUGGAAAUCUUGUUGCUGUAAAGAUCCUCAAAUUACCAGCUAGUCAUGGAGAUGAUUUUAUCAAUGAAGUGGGCACCAUCGGUAGGAUUCACCAUGUCAAUGUGGUCCGUCUUCUUGGGUACUGCGCAGAAGGAUACAAGAGAGCAUUGAUCUAUGAAUUCAUGCCCAAUGAAUCACUAGAGAAAUUCAUAUUCUCCGAAGAUGCUAACAACCCUCUGCGACACUGGAAGAAGCUUCAGGAUAUUGCAAAAGGUAUAGCUAGAGGAAUUGAAUACCUUCAUCAAGGUUGUGACCAGAGUAUCCUCCAUUUUGAUAUCAAGCCUCACAAUAUUCUACUAGACAAAAGUUUUAAUCCCAAAAUAACUGAUUUUGGGUUGGCAAAGUUUUGUGCCAAAGGUCAAAGCAAUGUUUCGAUGACAGCUGCUAGGGGAACAAUGGGUUAUAUUGCACCAGAAGUCUUCUCCCGGAACUUUGGUAAUGUUUCCUAUAAAUCAGAUGUUUACAGUUUUGGGAUGUUGUUGCUUGAAAUGCUGGGAGGAAGGAAGAAUAUAGAGGCCUCAGUUGAGCACUCCAGCCAAGUAUACUUCCCUGAAUGGAUUUAUAAUCGCCUACAUCAAGGGGAAGAGCUGGGUUUGAGGAUAGUUGCAGAAGAAGAUGCCGAAAUUGCAAGGAGAUUGACCAUUGUUGCAACUUGGUGCAUACAGUGGUACCCAUCGGGUCGCCCUUUAAUGAAAACUGUGAUUCGGAUGUUGGAAGGAGAAAUUGAUAACUUGGAAAUGCCGCCUAACCCCUUUGUUUCAAUGGCUUCAGGAGAGGCAUAGGCUGAUGCAGCAAUCUUUGUUUCAAUAGCUCCAGGA